Daphnia carinata is the source of this 1217-nucleotide messenger RNA. RefSeq names its product glycoprotein-N-acetylgalactosamine 3-beta-galactosyltransferase 1-like. The transcript has 5 exons. The record is from RefSeq and is a predicted model, not a curated record. NCBI's taxonomy places the organism in Eukaryota, Metazoa, Arthropoda, Branchiopoda, Diplostraca, Daphniidae. Gene Ontology annotation, cellular component: membrane. Bases 52 to 1161 code for a protein of 369 amino acids. Gene Ontology annotation, molecular function: N-acetylgalactosaminide beta-1,3-galactosyltransferase activity.
UAGGCUGGUUUGUAACAACCUAUUCGAAAGUUUAUAUAGGUUGUGGAUGAAAUGCCGCCAAGAAAACUGUUUGUUGUCGACGUGUUGAAGGUUGGUAGGAAAAUGUGCUGCGCUAUCUUAGUGUCCAGAGGUUUCCUCGUAGGCUUUCUGCUGGGUAUAGUGAUAACCCAUUUAUUGGCAAUGGUAUCAGUCGAAGUGAAUCCCCAAUUAUUUGCUAGUGAAUCUGCUUCUGAACUGGAACAGCUAAAAAUCAAUGUUGAACCUAUAACAACAACAACAACUACAGUUAAAACAACAACUACAACUGUCUCACCUACGCUGCUGAAACGACACGAUCGUAUUCUUUGUUGGGUGGCUACUUCACCCAAAACCCAUUCGAGAGCAAGUUUGGUCAAAGAAACUUGGGGAAAACGUUGUGAUAAAUUGUUGUUCAUGAGUUCCAAACAAGAUAACAUACUACCGGACGCAAUUGUUCUACCAGGAAAUGACACGUACGCCAAUCUAUGGGGAAAAACUCAAGAAGCAGUAAAAUACAUUUAUCGUCAUCACUUGAAGGAAUUUGAUUGGUUCUACAAAGCUGAUGAUGACACGUACGCGGUGAUUGAAAAUUUACGUCACUUGCUUUUACCUUUCAACGCUUCAGCGCCACUUCAUCUCGGCUUCAAAUACAGGAAUCCAGAAGUCAAACAAGGUUUCCAUUCCGGUGGACCGGGUUAUGUUUUAUCGCGAGAAGCUGUCCGUCGAUUCGUUGAAAUCGGUCUGCAAUUCAAUGAGAAUGUAAGCAGCACACUGGAUGUUACUUUACAAAAUGGAACUAUGGUCAAUAUUACUAAGAGUAGCAGUGACCGCAAUCUGUGUGUACCCGGACCCAAAGGACUUGAAGACUUCAACAUGGGAAAAUGCCUGGAUAAGUUGAAUGUGACAGCAGGUGAUUCAAGAGAUGACGACAACAUUGAACGUUUCUUGCCCUGGAGGCUGGAAGAUAUGAUUUGCGGCCAUCUAAAGUUUAAGGGUAGCUGGUUUCUUCGAGACUGGUCAUUUUAUCCACUCAAAAAGGACAUGGAAUGCUGUUCCCCAUAUGCAGUCUCAUUCCAUUAUGUAAAGGAUUAUCAACUCAAAGUCUACGAGUACCUCAUCUACAGAUUACGUCUUCAUCACUAGUCGGCUUGUUACUAAUCGACAUCACGUUUUGCUUUAUAUGACUGUACAGACCAGUA